AUGAAGGCCCAGUAUCGUUACAGCCCGGAAUUCAUUCAUAUCGCAGUUGUUGGCUCCGCUGGGGCGGGCAAGUCGUCCUUCAUUAAUGCCGUCCGUGGCUUGUCCAGAAAUGAUUCCAUGGCCGCUCCUACGGGAAUCGUCGAGACCACUUACACCGUCGCGAGAUACCUAGAUCCGUACCCGAACUCCCGGAUGGUUUGGUACGAUAUUCCUGGAUCAGGCACCACAAAGGUGUCUGACUGGCAGUACUUCAAUAACAUGGGCCUCUACAUCUUCGACUGCAUCAUCGUGCUCAUAGGCAAUCGUGUCUUGGAAUCCGACCUCGCCAUCCUCCACGCCUGCGAGCAGUUCAGAAACAUUGAGGCGUUCAUUGUUCGCUCCAAGUCAGACCAGCACAUCAACAACAUGGUGUGCGAGAAGAUGUCGCAAGGUUUCGACCUUCCUGGUCCCGACAUGGACGCCAAAACACGUUCUCUCUUAUUGCAAACGAAAUCCGAAGAACGGGAGAGGUUCAUUGACGAAACGCGCAAGAAUGUACGAAUGCACCUUGAGAGGGCGAACCUCUCUCGUAAGAAGGUCUACAUCGUUUGCGUGGACGCCAUUCUUGCGGCGGUGAGCAAUUCGCGCUCUCCGAAGGCAAUUGAUGAGGCAGACCUUCUGAAUGAUGUCGAAGAAUUUGUUCGGAAGCGUCUGCAGUGA
This is a messenger RNA of Suillus subalutaceus, 699 nucleotides long. Its product is annotated as interferon-inducible GTPase-domain-containing protein. Gene Ontology annotation, cellular component: membrane. The record is from RefSeq and is a predicted model, not a curated record. Lineage: Eukaryota; Fungi; Basidiomycota; Agaricomycetes; Boletales; Suillaceae. The transcript has a single exon. The coding region runs from base 1 to 699 and encodes 232 amino acids. Gene Ontology annotation, molecular function: GTP binding.